UUCGCGAGCGCCACGAUGAGAUAACGACGGAUACCAGCGACCGAGGAGAGACGAAUCGCGGAGCAUAACCGUCGUCGCUUCCAUGCCCCUGAUGUUGUCAUCCACCUCGCCCAAUUCCGAUCUCUCGCGGCCACCCGGAUUCGUCACCAAGGGCCUCGGAUCCGUGAGCGUGGAGGACCUUUUUCGCAAUGUGAGCGGCGGAAGCCUAGACGGCUCAGGAAAAUGCUUCCUUCUGCCGGAGAGGUUCGGAGAGAGGACGGUGGAAGAUAUGUGGAGGGUUAUCGCGGCCGAUCGGGGGGUGGACGGAUCCGACGCGGAGGUCACGCUGGAGGACUUCCUGGCGAGGGCGGGCGGGGUCGGAGAGGAGGAUACCGCAGUUCCCACCAGAUGGAGCCAGGUGGCGUUGGCGGCGAAUACUGCGACAGGGGAUGGGUUCGGGCAACCACAGAAAAUGCUCUUGGAGAACCCUACCAUAGGGUUCGGGAAUGGGGCGGAAGGCGCCGUAAGGGCGGAGCGAGGGAGGAAAAGGCCGUUAUCGGAUCCAGUGGACAGAGUGGCGAUUCAACGAGAGAAGAGAAUGAUCAAAAACAGGGAGUCUGCAGCAAGAUCGAGGGAGAGGAAACAGGCCUAUAUUAAUCAACUUGAAGCUUCGGUUGCAAAAUUGGAGGAGGACAAUGCACGGCUGUUGAAAUCCCUGGAGCAGCAGCAAAGGAUGAGGCUUAAGCAGCUUAUGGAAAACGUAACACCAGUAGCAGAGAGGGAAAAACGACCCUUGCGAAGAACCAACUCCAUGCAGUGGUAGAAAAUAAAAGUACGAGUGCAAGUAUCAGAAGUCAUAAUCCUUGAGUUAUAGCUGUUUACUGUCUCCAAAUACACAGGAAUGCAUCAAACAUGUAAGGCAAAAUCUGGAAUGACGGGAGAUUCAAUUAUUUUUAAUUUCCAUUUUUUUAAAAUUUUAAUAUUAUAAUAUAAUCUCUAAA
This is a messenger RNA of Zingiber officinale, 980 nucleotides long. Its product is annotated as bZIP transcription factor 12-like. Lineage: Eukaryota; Viridiplantae; Streptophyta; Magnoliopsida; Zingiberales; Zingiberaceae. The transcript is spliced from 4 exons. Gene Ontology annotation, cellular component: nucleus. Bases 83 to 802 code for a protein of 239 amino acids. The record is from RefSeq and is a predicted model, not a curated record. Gene Ontology annotation, molecular function: DNA-binding transcription factor activity. Gene Ontology annotation, biological process: positive regulation of DNA-templated transcription.